This is a messenger RNA of Caretta caretta (loggerhead turtle), 5320 nucleotides long. The record is from RefSeq and is a predicted model, not a curated record. Lineage: Eukaryota; Metazoa; Chordata; Testudines; Cheloniidae.
CUCAGGCCCGGCCCAGGAAGUGACUCGCAGCCGCUGCGGGGACUCUGGCUCCCGGCGAGAUCCCCGAGCCCCGGCGGCUGGUGCUGGGAGCCCGGAGCCCGGGCUGCAGCCGGGAGAGGGGAACCUCCAGCCGGGCCCUGCCCGCUGCUCCCCGGGAGCCUCUCCCAGGGCAGAGCCCCCAGCCCGGCCAGGGCCGUCCUUACCCUUAGGCAAAGCAGGCAGCUCCGUAGGGCACCAGGAGAUUUGGGGCACUAAACUUCCGGGUGCCCUGCACAGCUGCGUGCCGCUCCAGCCCCUGCUCCGGCUCUUCCCCAGGGGCCGCGCCCCAGCCGCGCCCCCACUUCCAGAGCUCUGCCCCGGGGCCGCGCCUGCACUCGCCGGCGGUGGGAAGUGCAGCGAGCCGGCCCCAGCCGCGCCCCCGCUGAGUGGUUUCCCCCCUGCCCCCAAGCCAGCCCCGCCCCCGAGGCGUUGCCCCCCACACCCCACAGGAGGGGCUGCGUAGGGCCCCAGAACAGCUGGGGACGGCCCUGCCAGGGCCCCUUUCCCGGCCCGGCCCCUGCCCCGGGGGGGCCCCGCUCGGAGGGAAGGCUGAGGAAUCACGUCCACAUUUUGCUCCAGAUCGUCCAGGGGACAGGGAAGAGAAAUGGCUGUGAUGGAGCCAGCUCAGAUGCUGGUGACCUUCGAGGAGGUGGCUGUGUAUUUCACUGAGGGGCAGGGGGCUCUGCUGGACCCUGCUCAGAGAGCUCUCUACAGGGACGUCAUGCAGGAGAACUACGAGAUGGUGACCUCACUGGGAUUUCCCAUUCCCAAACCUGACCUGAUCGCCCGGCUUGAACAAGGGGAAGAGCCGUGGGUCCCGGAUCUCCAGGCUCCGGAGGAAUCGGAGGUCCCAAGAGGAAUUUGUGAAACUGACACACAAACCAUCUGGCGAGUGAAUGAAAAAGCUGAGACUCCCAAAGGUGAUGAGAUGAUGAUGAGUGAGAACAAGAAGAAGAAUCCACAACAGGAAGAUCCCGAGCAAGUGGAACUGCAGGGGAACUUUCUGAGAGGAGCGGAAGGGAAUUUUUCCCAAUCCUUGGAACAGGGAAAAGCUUGGAGAAGUCGGCAGAGGUCAGAGGGGCAGCGGGGAAACCACCCAAUGAAGAAAGAGGAUAAAUCCAUUGAAUGUGGGGUAGGAUGCAAAAAUCCCAAGGAAACCACAGCCUCACAGACAAAUCCCAAGGAAGAGACACCGUAUAAAUGUCUCAACUGUGGGAAAAACUUCAGUCAGAAAUCGAACCUUAUCACUCAUCAGAGAAUCCACACAGGCGAAAAAACCCAUAAGUGCUUGGACUGUGGGAAAAGCUUCAACCAGAGAUCAUCCCUCAUUAUACAUCAGAGAAAACACACAGGUGAGAGACCGUAUAAAUGCGAUGAGUGUGGGAAAAGUUUUACCAAGAGCUCAUCCCUAAUGAAACAUGGGAGAAUCCACACAGGAGAGAGACCUUAUAAAUGCCUAGAGUGUGGGAAAAGAUUCAAUUUGAUAUCAGCCCUGACUACACAUCAGAGAACCCACACUGGAGAGAAACCCCAUAAAUGCUUGGUCUGUGGGAAAACCUUCAGUGACAGCUCACAGCUUAUUAAACAUGGGAGAAUCCACACGGGAGAGAGACCUUAUAAAUGCCUGGACUGUGGGAAAAGCUUCAGUCAGAGCUCACACCUUAUUACGCAUCAGAGAGUGCACACAGGAGAGAGACCCUAUAAGUGUCUCAACUGUGGGAACAGUUUCGCUCAGAGAUCCAUCCUUCUCAGACAUCAGAGAAUCCACACUGGAGAUAAACCUCACAAAUGCCUCGACUGUGGGAAAAGUUUCUCCCACAGAUCAACCCUUACUUCACAUGAGAAAACUCACACAGGAGAGAAACCCCACAAGUGCUUGGACUGUGGGAAAAGCUUCAUUCAGCGAUCGGCCCUUACUACACACCAGAAAAUCCACACAGGAGAGAAACUCUAUAAAUGCUUGGACUGUGGGAAAAGUUUCACUCAGCGAUCAAACCUGAUUUCACAUGAGAUGAUCCACAAAGGAGAGAAACCCCAUAAAUGCUUGGAGUGCAGGAAAGGCUUCCGUCACAGCUCAGACCUUCUUAAACAUCAGAGAAUCCACACAGGAGAGAAAAUCUACAAAUGCCUCGACUGUGGGAAAAGUUUCACUCACAGAUCAACCCUUACGAGACAUCAGAAAAUCCAUACUGGAGAGAAACCCUAUAAGUGUGUCAACUGUGGGAAAAGCUUCAAUCAGAAAUCGAACCUUAUCACUCAUCAGAGAAUCCACACAGGAGAGAGACCUUAUAAAUGCCUGGACUGUGGGAAAAGCUUCAGUCAGAGCUCACACCUUAUUACGCAUCAGAGAGUGCACACAGGAGAGAGACCCUAUAAGUGUCUCAACUGUGGGAACAGUUUCGCUCAGAGAUCCAUCCUUCUCAGACAUCAGAGAAUCCACACUGGAGAUAAACCUCACAAAUGCCUUGACUGUGGGAAAAGUUUCACCCACAGAUCAACCCUUAGUUCACAUGAGAAAAUCCACACAGGAGAGAAACCCCACAAGUGCUUGGACUGUGGGAAAAGCUUCAUUCGGAGAUCUGCCUUUGCUACACACCAGAAAAUCCACACAGGAGAGAAACUCUAUGAAUCCUUGGACUGUGGGGAAAGUUUCACUCAGCAAUCAAACCUGAUUUCACAUGAGAUGAUCCACAAAGGAGAGAAACCCCAUAAAUGCUUGGAUUGUGGGAAAAGCUUCCGUGACAGCUCAGACCUUCUUAAACAUCAGAGAAUCCACACGGGAGAGAGAAUCUACAAAUGCCUCGACUGUGGGAAAAGUUUCACUCAGAGAUCAACUCUUACCAGACAUCAGAAAAUCCAUACUGGAGAUAAUCCCCACAAAUGCCUCGACUGUGGGAAAAGUUUCAUUCAGAGAUCAGCCCUUACUACACACCAGAAAAUCCACUCAGGAGAGAAACUCUAUAAAUGCUUGGACUGUGGGGAAAGUUUCAUUCAGCGAUCAAACCUGAUUUCACAUGAAAUGAUCCACAAAAGAGAGAAACCCCAUAAAUGGUUGGAUUGUGGAAAAAGUUUCAUUCAGAGUUCAAACCUGAUUUCACGUGACAUGAGUCACAAAAGAGAGAAACCCCAUAAAUGCUUGGAUUGUGGGAAAAGCUUCCGUGACAGCUCAGACCUUCUUAAACAUCAGAGAAUCCACACAGGAGAGAGAAUCUCCAAAUGCCUCGACUGUGGGAAAAGUUUCACUCAGAGAUCAACUCUUACGAGACAUCACAAAAUCCAUACUGGAGAUAAACCCCACAAAUGCCUCGACUGUGGGAAAAGUUUCACUCAGAGGUCAACCCAUAUCAGACAUCAGAAAAUCCAUACUGGAGACAAACCUCACAAAUGCCUCAACUACAGGGAAAAGUUUGAUGUGGAGAUCAAACCUGAUUUCACGUGAGAUGAUCCACAAAAGAGAGGAAACCCAAAAGGCUUGGACUGCAGGAAAAGCUUCAAGAACAGCUCAACGCUCACUGAAACAUCAGCGGCUCCACACGGGGGAAAGCUCUUAGAAAUACCUUGACUGUGGGAAAGAUUCAGUCAGAGCUCACCCAUCAUCAUAUAUUGAAGAGUCCCCACAAGAGGGAGACUUUGAAUGUGGGGGAAGCUUCAUCUGGUGCUCUGGGGAGUAUAAAGCAUCAGCAAACCCACUCAGGGUAGAGACCUCUCAGGGUCUGUCUGCACAGCAAAGAAAAACCUGCAGCUGACCCAUGACAGCCGACUCAGGCUCGUGGGGCUGGGGCUACAGGGCUGGUUCAUUCCUACGUGAACUUCGGGGCAUGGGCUGGAGCCUGGGCUCUGGGACCCUCCCACCUCGCAGGUCCUAGAGAGAAGGCUCCAGAAUAAGCCUGGAGAUCUAUAUAGCAAUGAAAGAUCCCCGUGAGCCCAAGUCAGCUGGUACGGACCAACCACAGCAGGUGCCUAGUUGCUGUGUAGACAGACCCUGAUUUGCUUCCUUUAGCAUGGAAAAUGCUCCAAGUGGAGUUAACACCAUGCUGGACAUCAGAGACUCCUCCACACAUGGGGGAAAUUCUCUCAGGGCCCUGACUGGGGCUGGCCAUGGUGACAAACCCAUUUCCUCCUUCCCACACACAUCCGGGUUUGGCUCCCAAGGAUCCAGCUGCCCAUCGCUGGGGUGAGGAUCCAGCAGCAGCCGAGCAGCAGCUGGCCAGUGACCCUCUGGGUCUGCCUGGUCUAAGCAAACCCCAAGCAGAGGAGGAGAAGCCCCCAUCAGCCCCUCCCUCCUGCAGCUCUGGUUGCUGAGCUGAUGAGCCACAAGUGGGGGAAGGGAGAGAAAGAAACUCCUCCAGCUGCUCCCUCUGCCUGGCUGAAGUUCCCCCCUUCUCCCUUCCCCUCCCAGACAGGAUCCCUCUGUCGUGGUGAUGAGGAGAAGGACAUUUGAGCCAGGCCCCACCUUCACUCUACACACCUGUCCCCAACCCCCAUCUUCUACCAGCCCCUGGACUGGGCUCUUCCACUUACCUGGAGCUGUUCCCUGCAGGAGGAGUGUCCCUGGGGGCUGGUAACUCCUCCCCUCCCCAAAUCCCCUAGGGCGCUGGGUUCUGGGGGAUCAACCAUUAAGGGACCAGGCCGAUGGGUUGUGGGGAGGAAACUGGGGAUGGAAUGGUUGGGGCUGGUGGUAAGCAGGGAAACCUGUUUGCUGGGGUAUCGAGUGUUUGGGGAUGAUGGGAUAAGAGGCGAGGGAGAGCACAGGGGUAGAGAGAUGGUGCCUCUCCUCACUCACCCCCUCUGCCCCUUCUCCCUGCCCCCGCUGCAUUCAGACAGCACCACUGAGAGGGGCUGAUUCCCACUGGGCCUUUUGUGGGGGGAGAAGUGGUGGGGAUUAGCUAGCACAUGUCCUCUGCCCCUCCCCCACUCUUCCUAGUCAAACUGACCCUGAGCAUCUUAUUGAUUCUGAGCCCCCAUUAGCAAAGUGAUUGUCUGAGUCACUGAGUUCUCCUGCGGGGAUCCCUUGUCCCCUUCCGAGAUGGUCUCACUUUGCUCCGGGUGGUGUGUGGAAGGCAGGGGCCCGGCUCCUUGGGGCUAGCAUUCCCUGUGACAGACUGAACUUUGGGGUGAGCAUCUGUUUGAUCAGAUAGAAAAGAGAACUUCUAAUGAGGGUAGGCCCUAGUUCAACCUUUCUGAUUUUGGUUUUGUGACUCCAUCAUUCCUCUUGUUUCUGUUUAGAUCUCUUGUGUCUCUUCCAAUAAAUUUCCUUUUGUUUUGCGGUCAGCAAAUUCCA